Poeciliopsis prolifica (blackstripe livebearer) is the source of this 3892-nucleotide messenger RNA. RefSeq names its product XK related 5a (gene xkr5a). Gene Ontology annotation, biological process: engulfment of apoptotic cell; apoptotic process involved in development; phosphatidylserine exposure on apoptotic cell surface. The coding region runs from base 112 to 2058 and encodes 648 amino acids. Lineage: Eukaryota; Metazoa; Chordata; Actinopteri; Cyprinodontiformes; Poeciliidae. The record is from RefSeq and is a predicted model, not a curated record. Gene Ontology annotation, cellular component: plasma membrane. The transcript is spliced from 7 exons.
GGGCAACGGGAGAAGAAGAAGAAAAAGAAGAAGGGAGCGGAUGUUCCCGGAGAGAAGGAUGACCAGGAUCAUGUACCCCGCUGCUCCUCGCUCCUCACAUAUAUCUGCAACAUGAUGAACGCCGCUCCUGGAGCGCUCGCCCGCAGGAUGCCGUCCGCGGCCCGGCGGAGCGGCUGCUGGAUAGCGUGGUGCCAGGCAAUCCUGCUCGGCGUGUCGGCGCUCGUUAUCGUGGCCGAGCGGAGCGCACUGAUCUACUGUAUAGGAUUCUACCUUUGGAACGAGGAGACGCAGUGGGCGGGCCUCACGCUUGGCCUCUUCCUUCCUGGGACAGCAGUCCAGCUGCUAAGUGUGAAGUGGUACUAUGAUGACGGGGAUGAAAGGCGGUGCUACCUCUCCAUCAUACACGUGCUACACUUGGGCAUCUUCAAAAGGUUGUGGGACUGCAUGAGAUCCGUGCUGCAUAUGCAGGGCUCGGUGGCUGAGCUGGGUGCUGCUGUCAUGCAGCAGGCAGACGUUGCUGCCCUGUGGCUGCUGGAGGCGCUUGUCCUAACGCUGCCUCAGAGCUUGCUGCAGGCAUAUGUGGUCGUAUCUACAGACGUGGGGAUAAUGUCACCAGUGGCAUAUUGCUGUGGACUAUGUGUGCUGUCCAUUUCCUGGGCCCUGGUGCUGUACAGCCGAGCCUGCUGCCUGAUACGGCCAGGCCACUUGGCAAUGCCACCAGCAGCCCUGCUGUGCCAGCUGGUCUGGAGAGCAGGCAUGUUGGGAGCACGAGUGACCUGCCUCAUGUUCUUCGCCAGGGUCUUCAACUGGUGGGUCUGCGGAGUAGCAGGUUUUCACUGGCUCACAGCCUCCUUCUGGCUAAUAUCACAGCAGCCCGACAUUUGCACUGGUCACUGGUGUUGGCGUGCCUUUAACGCCGUUCUGGGGCUCAUCCACGUCUUCCUCUUCCUCAACGUCAAAGACGGACCCUCACGCUUUCGCAUGGCCAGCUUCUAUGCAUUCAUGCUCGUUGAGAAUGUGACGCUGCUGCUGGCUGCGUCCGACUUCCUGAGCGAAGCAUCAUGGGAUAGUAUGACCCUUCCCACCUCUGUGCUGUGCAGCUUUUUCCUUGGAGCCACCUCGCUGGUCCUGUACUACCGGUUCCUCCAUCCCAAGUCCACAGAAAUUUCCCAAGGUACAAACCAGCAUCAGAUGGGCAGCACAUGCAUAGAGCAAGGAGAGUCCUCCUUCUCUCUUGGCGACAAAAGUCUGCCAGCGUCUUCUGUCCAGAAUCACUGCAGCUUCUCCCUGUCUGGCGUGGCUGGCUCUCUGCUGGAGCACCGGGGAAACUGUCAAGGCCACUCUAACAGCUCCUGCCCUUGCUUCCACCACCACUGGCUCCUCAUCCGUCUGGCCCUGAAAACUGGCGAUCUCUGUAAAAUCAACAGGGCAUAUGGAGCCGGUGGGCCGGCGGGCAUACUGGACAUAGAGGAAUACAACCAAGAGUUUAAAAGUAAUGAGGGCAUCACCUUUACGGCUGGUGGCAGCUGUGAAGGAAUGUCCACCUCUGAGUCCCAGGGAAAGGGCCUGGCUCCACUCUCAGACUGCAAAGACGAGUUCCAGAGCGUGAGCGAGCCCACGUCAACCGAGCGACCCGAGGGAGAGGACGACAGUCUGGAGAUGGAAAGCCCCAUGGAGUCACCCACGUCGGAUUUCAAACGCAGCUCCCCGGAGGGCAAGUCCGUUUUCGGAGACAGCCCGGAGCCUUAUUACUGCCCAACUGAAUCAAGUUCUACCUUGUACUUCAGUGCUGAUCCCCAGUCCCCCAGCAGCGCCAGCAACCCCCGUUUGGACCGGGACAUCGGGGGUCUGGAACAGGGGGUCCGGCUCAGCUCCAUCCCCAGUGAUCCUGCCCUGCACAGAGACGUGCGUGGACUCAUGAGCCGCGUCGGGCCACGCUGCACCUCCACUCCUAAGUUGGACUGCGGGGUGUUGGAUUCUGUCCCCAGCAUCCCACAUCUCACAGGUCCAAGGAGACAGCUCAUACUGUCCCGCAGAGAUGAAGAUAAUACCUUCUAGCUGUCUUGUGGCACAAUCAGGGAACAAGAGCAGCAGCUUAUCCAACAUUACCGGAACACACCAGCAUUAUCUGAGUCAUAGGGAUUAGAGCACUACAUGCAGUAGGGAACCUAAAAUAAUCCUAAAAUAACAUCUAUUUUUUCUCUUAACAUUAACCAUUCUUGAAAAUGCUUCUAAAUGUUGGAAACACAGAAACAGAUAGUUUCUGUGUUUUUUUUAAAAGGAAACUCUGACAUUCAAGUGACACUAAUGGUGUAUGAUCAUGCCACCAGUCCCAGUUUCAGUUCAUAUUUUUGCUAUUGUUUGGCAGCUACACUUUGGAAUUAUACUGUGCAAAAAAAAAAAAAAAAAAAAAUUGCUUCCACAUGACUGUAAUUACUUAAUAUGAAAGCAAAAGUAUGCAUACCCCUUGAAAUUGUUUACAUUUUGGAAGUUUCCGACCAGAAACUCUUUUUAUUGGGAUUCUAUGUGCAUGUGCAGAUUUGUGAAGUUGUGAAGUAACUGGUAUUAAUUUACUAGUUUUUACCCAGUGAUAGUCUCAACUGUUUAUGCUCAAGACAAACAUCUCCACAGUAUGAUGCUGGCACCACCGUGUUUCACAGUGAGCACAAUGUUUUCAGGCUGAAUGCAGGAGUAAUCUGCUGCAGGAUUCAGGGGGAAAAAAAUGAUUUUGUUGUCAUUUGAAUUUCUUCCACAUAUUUACAAUGUCACACACAUAAUAUGAGGUAAACUCCAAACAAAACAAACAGUUGUCUCUUCAAGAGUAGUUUGUACUAUUCUUAACAAUUUUUCAUUAAUAGUUUUGAGAACUUGUCCUCAACAUGGUCUCGGGUGUUUUGAUCAGUAGUAUUCCCUAACAAAUCCCUUCACAAAACAGCUGCACCUAUACUCACAUAAAAUUUCAUGCAGAUUGACUGUAUUUACAGAUUAAUUCUGGAUUCAAUUAGUUUCAUUAGAUAUAGUCGUAUCAGUGGUAGAUUAAAGGGGUAUGAUUACAAAUGCACAGCAAACAUUUUUCAUUUUCAUUUGAAAAAAAAAAUGUUGAUCUGUCACAUAAAAUUCCAAUGAACUGCAUUGAAAUUUGUGGUUGCUUGAUGACACAAUGUGAAAAAAAUUCAAGGGAUAUGAGUAUUUAUUCAAAGCACUGUACAUGUUAGUUUGGUUUAAAACAUUUUAUCAUAGGCACUGACUCUGCUCUGAAACAACAGUAAAUUUCAGUAAGUCAUAACAAAACAUUCAUAUCACUGCAGCUAUUUGAUGACAGAGUGCAUAGUUCUAGCAGUGAGUGGAGCAUCUGACCUCUGAACCUAUCUCAAUGUAAGCCAUAGCUUUUAUGGCUUCUUAAAAGCACAACUGUUUUCAGUAUCAUCUGUUUCUGCUGCAAUGUUGUUGUUUUUUUUCUUUCUUUAACAUAAAAAAUAAGACUUCACUACAUACAUGUGAUAUUAAUACGCCCUGUUUCUCAUGUGGUGUUAAUUGGCAUUGCGUUGAGCAGAAAACUGUGAUGUUUUUAUCUUUUUUUUUUCUGUUACAUGUUGACCAUGUAAUUGUUAAAUAACUUAUUGAACUAACAUUAUGUUGUAAAACAACAAUAAUGUCUCAGGCAUAAAUUCAUCUACUGUGAGACAAAAUGAAUCAUGUGCUUAUGAGACAUUUGUGGUGACUUUUUUUUUAUUUAUUUGCUCUUGAUUGCUCUUUUCAGGUGACAAACUUUUAUUAGAAGCACUGUUCUGAGACAGGAAAGCAGUGUAACAAUGCUUGUGUGGCAUUUUGAAAUAUGACGUCUGAGGCCGCUGGUGGCUUGAAAUAAGCAAUAAACAGCCUACAUGUUUGA